Molecule: messenger RNA, 3082 nt
Organism: Amaranthus tricolor (Joseph's coat)
Lineage: Eukaryota; Viridiplantae; Streptophyta; Magnoliopsida; Caryophyllales; Amaranthaceae
Product: E3 ubiquitin-protein ligase UPL5-like
Exons: 3
Coding region: 200-2809 (869 amino acids)
Biological process (GO): proteasome-mediated ubiquitin-dependent protein catabolic process; positive regulation of protein catabolic process; protein polyubiquitination
Molecular function (GO): ubiquitin-protein transferase activity; protein binding
Source: RefSeq, a predicted model, not a curated record
UUGAUCAUAUAUAACUCUUUUCACUGCCUCUAUGGUGUCUCCCUAAUUCUCUUAAACCCUAAAUCAAAACAUUUAUUUCUGAAAUUCUCUCUUGAUAAAGUGUAAUAAUUUAAUGGAUUUCUCAAUUGAUAUUCAUCGUGAAUAAAUUAAUUUCAUACUAUCCUAAUAAUCAGGCUUUUUGAUUCUUCAUUUUUUUUCAAUGUCGUCCGUCAAUUCUACUCUGACGACGCAGCAGGAAUACUGCAUUGGUCAUCUUCCUUCGAAACGCAAACUGGAAGACUAUGAUCACUCGACAGGUUUGAAUUGUAAAGGAAAAUCAGUGAUUGAUUCUGAUUUUGGUUUACUCAGUCUGAGAGAUAGGUUUCUCUUUCUAGGGGAAUCAAGCCAACCUAGACUGCAAUUCUUUGUGAGGAUGAUUUCUGGUAGUAAAAACCUAGUUUUACGAGCGAAUGCUAAUGAUACAGUUGAGUCAGUUAUUGAGAAGAUUGAGAUGAUUACAGGGAUACCCAUGAAGGAUCAAAGAUUAAUUUAUAAAGGGAAGCAAUUGCAGUUGGAACAGACUUUACGGCAAUGCGAAAUUCAGAAUGAUGCAGGGCUUCAAUUAGUGGGAAGAAUGCGGAGCACUAUUUAUCCUAAAAUUUGGCGGGCAAUUAGUGAUAUGGUUUCAGUUAUUUUUAGGGUUUGUAGAAAAGAAUCAUCUAUAGCUGAUUAUCAAAUUCUUAAGGUUUACCUUUAUUUGUUUUCUAAAAAUGUUUGGUUUGAUUUCGACUAUAACAAUGAGCAUAAUAUUAAGAAGUUGAUACUCAUAAAGAAGGUUGAUUACUGUAAUAUUGUUAUGAAUUCUUAUGCUGCUCAAAGUUUAAUCAUGCUUUAUGCUUCGAAAGACAAACAAUUCAAUUAUUAUAUUGAUGCCAGUGCAUGUAUCAUGUCUUUUGUGGAUUGGAUGAAAGAUUUUGAAGGGUGUCGGGAUGAGAGUGAUAGGGCCUAUUGUGCCACAACGGUGUUGAAGUUGUGUAAUAUGCUAAAGAUGGUGGUUUCUGAAGAAGACCAUGUGUAUUUACAUUCAAGGAGCAGUCUUGGUUCAAUGUUAAAGGAAGUCAAAGUUGGGAGUAGGCAAGAAAAAUCAUGUGAUCAUGUUGGGACCAAAGGGCAAGUAAACAGGGUCGCUAUUGAAGACCUGUUUCCUUUAUUGAUGGGUAUAGGACAGAGAUUGACCAAAUAUUUGUCUAUGAGUGCGGAACCAGUUCACAGUGUUGAGUUUUUCAAGCAAGAUGUUAGGGAUUUUUCUUCUUAUCUGCAGCCUGUGUUGAGGUUCGUUAGUAGACCAGCAGAAUACUGUCGAAAGGCUACGAGAGUAUACAGAUCUCAGCUCCAGUUACUUUUCAAUGAUUUGAUUUGUAACAUUGAAAUAUGUCUCAAUGAAUUGGAUGUAUACAUGAUGGUGAAGAGUAAAAAGGAUGACAAAGUUAAUCAGAGUUCCGGUCAAUAUCUUGCUAUUCUUCAGGAAUUGGCUAGCAUUUCUGCACUCAAUCCAGAUUGGAAAGACAAGUUCUGGUACAUAAUGAGACAGAAUAAAGGUGUACUGUCUGACCUUGUAGUUAGAUAUGCUACACAUGCUGAUAAAAAUAGUUGGCUUUAUUUCCAUAAUGAUGUCCUGAAUUUUGAAUCGAGGAGGCAUUUAGCUUUGUUGAUUUUCCCUAAUGUGAUUGAAGAUUAUGAAGAGCUUGAGAUGUUAAUUGACAGGUCCAAUUUGCUGGCUGAAUCAUUUGAGUAUAUAUCGGGUGCAGAUCCAUCUUCACUGCAGGCUGGCCUUUAUAUGGAAUUCAAAGACGAAAAUGCUACAGGUCCUGGUGUUCUGAGGGAGUGGGUUUCUUUAGUAUGCCAAGCGAUCUUUGAUCCAGAAAAUGGCCUUUACGUUGCUUGCCCUUUGAACCGUCGAAGGUUCUACCCUAGUGCAGCAUCUAAGGUACACCCUCUCCAUCUAAGAUACUUCCAAUUUUCUGGUAGGAUGAUUGCUUUGGCACUAAUGCAUAAGGUUCAAGUUGGUAUUGAACUAGAUCGUAGCUUUAUCUUGCAAUUGUCCGGAAGACGUGUUUCAUUGGAAGAUAUAUGUGAUGCAGAUCCAUGUCUUUAUAAUAGUUGCAAACAAAUUUUGGAAAUGGAUGCUGAAUAUGUGGAUUCCGAUGGGUUGGGGCUGACAUUUAUUACUGAAGUUGAAGAGCUAGGAACAAGGAAGGUUGUGGAACUUUGUUCUGGAGGAGAAAACAUUACUGUAGACAGCAAAAACAGAGAGGAAUAUAUCAACCUCAUUAUUCAGCACCGAUUUGUCACGUCUAUUUCUGAACAAGUGAUCUAUUUUGCUCAAGGUUUUGAUGACAUUGUUUCUGUAGGGUACUUUCCAAUCUUUUUUAACAUCUUAGGACCUGAAGAUCUUGAUUGGAUGUUGCGUGGAAGUGAUUGUGAGAUAUGUCUCGAAGACUGGAAGUCACAUACCAAGUACAAUGGCUAUAAAAUAUCUGAUCCUCAGAUAGUUUGGUUUUGGGAGGUAGUUGGAGAAUUAAACGUGGAGCAGAAAAAGGCGUUUCUUUUCUUUUGGACUUCAAUUAAGUUUCUCCCUAUUGAAGGUUUUCGCGGUUUGGCAUCUUACUUAUACAUCUUUAAAUCCUUGGACUCUCAAGUUUGCUUGCCGACAUCACAUACAUGCUUUUACCAACUAUGUAUCCCGGAGUAUCCCUCAAAGGAAGUCAUGCGAGAACGUCUCUUAUUGACUACUCAAGAGCAUGUUGAGUGCAGCUUUGGUACUUCAUGACAUUGUGGAUUUUGAUGAUGGUGAUUAGCUGCUGAGGGUAGUAACUGGAACUCGCACAUAGACAGAAGACUCUAGGUUUAGAAUUUGUACAGAUUUUUUAGAGUAAAUUUAUGUUGCUAGUUUUUGAAUGGCGCGCUCUUGCCAUUGUGGAAGUAAUUAUGUCCCUUACCAGCUAACUUUAUAAAUCGAGUUCAUUGUCACAUGAUUCGUUAAUAUCCUUGCGAAGCAAAUUAAAUGGCGAAUUAUGUUACUCUGGUUUAAUUAGAUGAAAAA